Naumovozyma castellii is the source of this 2463-nucleotide messenger RNA. It is a transcript of the gene YPP1, whose product is annotated as Ypp1p. Lineage: Eukaryota; Fungi; Ascomycota; Saccharomycetes; Saccharomycetales; Saccharomycetaceae. The transcript has a single exon. The record is from RefSeq and is a predicted model, not a curated record. Bases 1 to 2463 code for a protein of 820 amino acids.
AUGACUAACAAGAUUGUAGAUUCCAUUCAAUUCAGUCUACAAUCCCGCCAAUUAGGUGCCACGGCUUUCAAAUCGGGGAAUGCAAACCUCGACCAUGUGCUGUCAUUGCAAUUCCGUGUCUAUUAUCACGCAUUGGGAGAUGGAUUGACCACUUCUGUCGCCACGGUGCUGUUAGAUCAAUGUCUUAAAUUGAAUACCAUAUUCAACGAAUCUGUCAUCACAGUGGAGAACCGUGAUUUUGAGGUUCAAGAAUUAGCACAUUUGACCCUUUAUAAUCUGCUGGGCAUAUUAUAUUACCAUACCAAUGACGUGGUCAAUGCUAAGAAAUUCCUUAAUAAGAUGUUGAAUGUUACCUUUAGCAAGCAAAUAGUUUCUCAUAAUGAAGAUUUUAUUACAUUGCUACGUUUGGAGAAUCUUUAUUAUAGAGGGUUGCUCUUAACUAGAGAUGAGGGAACCAGUCUAUAUUAUACUGAAUUAUUGAAGAUUUUAAACAAGAUACCACAAACUUCAGAGGGGCAACUGCAUCAAUAUCUUUAUUUAAUAUCUGAAUUCUUGACUCAGAAUGGGAAGAUCAAACCAUCACACAUUCUAAAAUCUUUCAAAGUGACCAACCCAUUAACAUGUCUAUUGUCUAUCCUCUCAUUAGAUAAAUUAUCUGAACAAGAUCUUGAUUUGAAUGGUAUAGAUGGUAUGUUUCUUUCCUUGGGUAAUAAAGUUUUACAAAACUCAAAAUUCCCUAAUGCAAACGAAAUAAAUAAUCCUCAAUUGAAACAGGUUCAUUUCUUCUUACAAUAUUAUUUUAAAAAUUGUUUCCAUAAGAAUUCUUCAAUGGGAAAGGAAGAUAAAAACAAAUGGCAUAGAUUUAUAAUAGAUUCCAUGGGAAAGACCUUCCGAAGCACAAUCGUAUCCAAGACUGCAAUGAUUUUUUUCAAUUUGAUAGAUUCACGAAGAGAGGCCAUCUUAAACUUCGUUAAUAUCAUCAAAUAUACGGAAAAGGAACGUGAAUUGAAUCAUGGAAUUUAUAAAAACAUUGUAUCAUUCAUUGAUUCAUACGCCAUAAUCCUAUCAUCAUGUAGUAAGUCUAAUGAUAUCGAGGGCAUAUUCAAUUUUCAAAAGACAACAACACAAUUACAUAACUUAUUAAUAUUGUUUUACAAGGAUUAUCAAUUUCCUUUGCAACAACAACAACCAUUAUCAAAUGAUAUUCAAAUGAGUACAUCGACAAAAUUACAUUUACCCAAAAAUGUCACCACAACUUUACUCCAGGCAUGGAAUACAUUAUACAACUGUGGAAAGAGUAACUUACCAGAUAUAAUAUCAGGUAAAUUAUCAGAAUACCUACUAAACGCAAUGUCCUUACACACAACGAACAAACAAGAAACUGUAAAUUUACAGUUCCAAUUUGCAUAUAAUUUAGCUCAACAGAAUCGGAUUGAACAAUGUAUCACCUUCUUGGAAGAUGAAUUAUUGUUGUCUAAUCAAUUCUGUUAUAAGGCUUGGCAUUUAUUGGCAUUAUGUUAUUCCACACAAGAAGAUAAGGAGAAAAGUUAUAAAAUUGUCAAUUCUGCCUUGAAUGCUAUGCUUGAAGUGAAUGAUACCCCUCAAGAAUGGAGUUGGAAGGAAAGGUGGCAGCUUAUACAAUUAAAACUGACUCAAUUACAAUUGGUAGAGGAAAUAUUUGGGACUGUGGAAGCAUUACAAAUGUUGGAAGAAUUAUUUGAUUUGUAUAAUGAUUUAUUUGAUGAUUCCAAUGAACUUGUGAUACAACAAGAGGCUGCUAUUAGGAAAAACAUCUUAUUAAGGAAAGAAUUUUUGUUACAGAUGAUUUGGUUAUUUGCAGGUAAUCUGUAUAUGAAACUGGGUGGUGAGGAUGGGUUAAAGGAAACAUCAGAUGCUAUAAAUGAGGCUAAAAAAAUUGGAAAGGAAUUUAAUAAUUUGAAUGCAUCAAUUUUAACAGGAUAUAUGUAUAUGAAUAGAGGUGAGUCCAAAAAGGCCUUAAAGGAAUUUGAAAAAGUAUUGUAUUAUGAUGACAGUAAUGUGGAAGCAUUAAUUGGGUUUGCCGGUUUAGUUUUCCCAGAGAAUUUAACUGACGAGGAACAAGAUUUGGAAAAAUAUUAUAAAUUCAACAUACUACCAAUGAAUGAAGACCUGGAAGAAUCAACAUCAGAAUCAACGACAACACCCACCAUACAGACAACACAAGAAUUGAUACCCAAGCAUUCCGUGAGUGAAUCAAUAUUUGUCAACGAAAUAGAUGAGUCAGCAGGGAUAGCACGAUUAAAAUUCCUUUUAGAAUGUUCCAUCAUGAACUCGUUGGAGGCAUACCAUUCACCAGACAUUUGGUGGUACUUAGCAUUAAUUUAUGAGAAAUAUCAAGAUAAAGAGUAUGAAAAGUCGUUAUUAAAUUGUAUUAAAUUCCAGGAGAACAAUCCGAUUCGGGCGUUUAAAUAUUGUAACUAUUAA